AUAGCCCAUCAGUUGAUUAUUCGAAGAAUAAAGGGGGGUUGGAUGGCCUAAUGCCAAUGGAUAACGUGCAUGUUGAAUCAUAAAGUUGAGUUCUGGAAGAAGGAAGCUACAAGAUUACAAGACAAGCUGACUAUACUUGAAAAACAUUUAUCUGAAGUUGAAAUAAAAUAUCAGUUAGCUUUGGCUGGUCAAGGGGAAGAUAAUCAUACUGAACAUAGCAGUAGAUUAUUACAAACUGUUGCUGGGUUGUAUGGUCAACCACUGUACAGUGAUGUAACAUUAUUACUGGAUGGUGAGAAAUCGAUCCGUGGCCAUAAAUUAGUUUUAUCUACCUGGUUUGAUAAAUGGUGUGGAAGUAAUCUCAAUGAUGUAGAUAUAAUUGAUCUCUCAGAGUUUGACUGUAACGUAAUGUUGGCAAUGAUCAAAUGGAUUUAUACAGAUAUAUUUGAAACAAAAGAAGCUGAUGCUGUUUUUCUAGAAGAACUUUUAAAAGCUGCCGUAAAAUAUCAACUUCACAGUCUUAAUGAAAGAUGUCAGAGAGCUUUAGUGUUUUUUAUCGAUCAAACCAACUGUUUACGAUAUUAUCACACAGCCAAUCAACUGUCAGCUACUAUACUUAAAGAACAAUGUCAACAAUUUCUACCUCCAGAGGUAAACCAAUCAGAAGUAAUAGAUACACCCAUCCCAGAACCGGUUCCAGAAAUCGUUUUAGCCGAUAUAAUGGUAACGGUCAAAGACAUGAAACCCCUUAGAUGUCAUCUAUGUACCAAGGGAUUUGACGAAGAGGAGAAACUAAAAACCCACAUUGAUUGGCACAACAAGAAGAAGCCCCACGUUUGCGAAUUCUGUAAUAAAAGUUUUGUGAGAUUGUCACGAUUAACGCAACACUUGAGAAGUCAUACGGGUGAAAAACCCUACACAUGUAACAUCUGCGACAAAUCGUUCAGCAUCAGGGCGAACAUGCUGACACAUCAACGUUUACACAACGGACAAUUAGAAUACGCUUGCUCCGUCUGUAACAAAGCUUUCAAUACGAACUUCAAUUUGCAGACGCACGUCAUGACGAUGCACACGUCCAUUCAUCCAUAUAAAUGUCGCCUGUGCGACAAAUCCUACACCCAGAAAUGUAAUUUAGAAUACCAUUUCCGAUCACAUACUAAACCCAAACGAGACAAGACUCAGCCUCUUGUCAAGACGUGUGAAAUGUGUUUAAAAACGUUCAAGGACAGUUCACAGUUAAAGAAACAUAUACGCACUCAUACCGGAGAGAGGCCUUACCCGUGUGAGUUAUGCGACAAGGCCUUCUUUCAAAGAAGUCAUCUUAAAAAACAUUACAAGUCACAUGACAGAAUAGCACGAAAAGCUAAACUUCAACAAAAAUCUGAAUCGGCUGAAAAUGACACUUAAGUCAUUCUGUGUGGACAAAUGACUUUUGUUGAUACCAGUGCUCUUUGUUCUAAGCGAUAUUUAAUUUCACACAUAUUGCUACUGUUUGCGACAAGGGAUGUCCAUGGUGACAAGUCAGCUGAUUGCAAGUCUGUAAAUUGAUUGCACAUGCACGCAUGUUGUUGUAGUUUCAACCACAUCACAGUUGUUCAUUGUUUCAAAAAAAAAAAAAAAAAAAAAAAAAUAACACUUGUGUUCACCAGAGUUAUGGGCAAUGGUAUUGGUACAUGAACAUUUAAUGUUGGUUCUGGUUGUAAGGAUUGUGCAACCAAGACUCAACUUAAACGGACAGAUUUGUUAAUAAAUCAACGAAUUACAGCCAUGACAAAACCUAUACAUGGUUGAAUGACAGCCACAGGGAACCUAUUACAUGGUUGAAUGACAGCUAUGAGAAACCUAUUACAUGGUAGAAUGGCAGCCAUGGGAAACCUAUUACAUGGUAGAAUGACAGCCAUGGGAAACGUAUUACAUGGUAGAAUGACAGCCAUGGGAAACCUAUUACAUGGUAGAAUGACAGCCAUGGGAAACCUAUUACAUGGUAGAAUGACAGCCAUGGGAAACGUAUUACAUGGUUGAAUGACAGCUAUGGGAAACCUAUUACAUGGUUGAAUGGCAGCCAUGGGAAACCUAUUACAUGGUAGAAUGGCAGCCAUGGGAAACCUAUUACAUGGUAGAAUGACAGCUAUGGGAAACCUAUUACAUGGUAGAAUGACAGCCAUGGGAAACGUAUUACAUGGUUGAAUGACAGCCAUGGGAAACGUAUUACAUGGUUGAAUGACAGCCACAUGGUAGAAUGACAGCCAUGGGAAACCUAUUACAAGGUUGAAUCACAGCCACAUGGUAGAAUGACAGCCAUGGGAAACCUAUUACAAGGUUGAAUCACAGCCACAUGGUAGAAUGACAGUCAUGGGAAACUGUACCAUCAACAGUUGUGAUUUGUUACUUUUCAGAAGGUCCAGAAGCUGUUAAUUAUGCGCGAGAAAUUUGUCCAUGGGAUGCCCACAAGUAUUUGUGUUUUGUAAAUGUAUUUAUUUAUUUGAUUAAUUUAAAUUUAAAUAUGGAAACAUC
This is a messenger RNA of Patella vulgata (common limpet), 2514 nucleotides long. RefSeq names its product oocyte zinc finger protein XlCOF28. The transcript has 6 exons. The coding region runs from base 70 to 1407 and encodes 445 amino acids. Gene Ontology annotation, biological process: regulation of transcription by RNA polymerase II. Gene Ontology annotation, molecular function: RNA polymerase II cis-regulatory region sequence-specific DNA binding; protein binding; DNA-binding transcription factor activity, RNA polymerase II-specific. Lineage: Eukaryota; Metazoa; Mollusca; Gastropoda; Patellidae. Gene Ontology annotation, cellular component: nucleus. The record is from RefSeq and is a predicted model, not a curated record.